AUGUUCGCAGGGGAAACUAGAAAGGAGCCAGCAUGUUUUAUCUAUCUAUCUAUCUAUCUAUCUAUCUAUCUAUCUAUGACUGUUCAAAUCUAUCUAUCUAUCUAUCUAUCUAUCUAUCUAUCUAUCUAUCCAUCUAUGGUCUCAUCUAUCUGUGACUGUUCAUAUCUAUCUAUCUAUCUAUCUAUCUAUCUAUCUAUCUGUCUGUUCAUAUCUAUCUAUCUGUGUCUGUUCACAUCUAUCUAUGGUCUCAUCUGUCUCUCUGUGUCUGUUCAUAUCUAUCUAUCUAUCUAUCUAUCUAUCUAUCUAUCUAUCUAUCUAUCUGUUCAUAUCUAUCUAUCUAUCUAUCUAUCUAUCUAUCUAUCUAUCUAUCUAUCUAUCUAUAAAAUAAUAUCAUUGGACGUUUCUGGUAAUAACUUGAUUGAGACCCCAAAUCUCAAGAAUCAUGUAUUGAUGCAAGACUUGCAAUUAUCAGACAACUGUUUAUCUUCUCUGACUGAACUGUCGGAAUGCUGGUUGCCGCUUCUCCGAGUUCUUAAUUUGGGACAAAACAGACUUUCGGCACUUCCUCCAAUGGAAUAUGUUCAUUCUUUGAAAAUGAUUGACAUAGCUAACAAUCAACUUCUAGUCUGUUCAUAUCUAUCUUUGUUAUCUCUCUCAGUCUGUUCAUAUCUAUGUCUGUUUAUGAUCUAUCUAUCUAUCUAUCUAUCUAUCUAUCUAUCUAUCUAUCUAUCUCAGUCUGUUCAUAUCUAUCUAUAUUUUGCGGAAAUUAUGAAAGCUUUUUCAAAUUGCAAACAAGUGGAGCGAUUUACACUCCAUGGAAAUCCUUUAUCUGCUGAAGAAGAAGACAUGAGGAAACAAAUGAUCGGAGUCUUUCCACGUCUGCGUUAUUGGGAUUCUUGUCCGCUUGUGGAGAACCAGCUGACAUUAUCGUCAAAGAACUCAUCGGACAAUGGCUUUCAGCUCUUGUGUGCCAAACAGGCAGAUGUCUUUGAAAAACUGCAGCAUAAUUUCCAUCAAAAAAUCAAGUAA
Molecule: messenger RNA, 1029 nt
Organism: Acanthosepion pharaonis
Lineage: Eukaryota; Metazoa; Mollusca; Cephalopoda; Sepiida; Sepiidae
Source: the annotation of a GenBank genome assembly